Messenger RNA from Pseudopodoces humilis (Tibetan ground-tit), 3184 nucleotides. RefSeq lists its product as uncharacterized. Gene Ontology annotation, molecular function: xylan 1,4-beta-xylosidase activity; alpha-L-arabinofuranosidase activity. NCBI's taxonomy places the organism in Eukaryota, Metazoa, Chordata, Aves, Passeriformes, Paridae. Gene Ontology annotation, biological process: xylan catabolic process; arabinan catabolic process. The record is from RefSeq and is a predicted model, not a curated record.
AUGCCGUGCGGGGCUCUCCCAGCAGCGGCGCUGGGGCUGCGGGUCCUGGUUCUGAGCUCGGCGCUGGGCGCGGGGGCGGCCCGGGCUCAGCCGCCCCCCUUCCCUUUCUGGGACCCCUCGCUGCCCUGGCACCGCCGCCUUGACGACCUGCUGGGCCGGCUGAGCCCCGCCGAGCUGGUGCUGCAGGUGGCGAGGGGGGGAGCGAUGGGGAACGGCCCCGCGCCCCCCAUCCCGCGGUUGGGCAUCGCGCCCUACAACUGGAACACGGAGUGUCUGCGGGGUGACGGCGAGGCACCUGGGUGGGCCACGGCUUUCCCGCAGGCCUUGGGGCUUGCUGCCGCUUUCAGCCCUGAGCUCGUCUACCGUGUGGCCAACGCCACGGCCACCGAGGUGAGAGCCAAGCACAACAGCUUUGCUGCUGUUGGCCGCUACAGUGACCACACCGGGCUCAGCUGCUUCAGCCCUGUCCUGAACAUCAUGAGGCACCCACUGUGGGGGAGGAACCAGGAGACCUAUGGGGAGGAUCCGUUUCUGAGUGGGGAGCUGGCCCGCAGCUUUGUGCAGGGGCUGCAGGGCCAGCAUCCCCGUUAUGCCAAGGCCAGCGCUGGCUGCAAACACUUCAGCGUGCACGGAGGCCCUGAGAACAUCCCUGUCUCCAGGCUAAGCUUUGAUGCCAAGGUGCUGGAGCGGGACUGGCGCAUGACCUUCCUGCCCCAGUUCCAGGCAUGUGUGCGUGCUGGCUCCUACAGCUUCAUGUGCAGCUACAACAGGAUCAAUGGCGUUCCUGCUUGUGCCAACAAGAAGCUGCUGACAGACAUCCUGCGUGGCGAGUGGGGCUUUGAUGGGUACGUGGUGAGCGACGAGGGGGCUGUGGAGCUCAUCAUGCUAGGGCACCACUACACACACAGCUUCCUGGAGACGGCGGUUGCCUCGGUGAAUGCUGGCUGCAACCUGGAGCUCUCCUACGGCUUGAGGAACAACGUCUUCAUGCACAUCCCUCAGGCUCUGGCCAUGGGCAACAUCACAUUGCAGAUGCUGCGUGACCGAGUCCGGCCCCUCUUUUACACACGGAUGCGGCUGGGGGAGUUUGAUCCCCCAGCCAUGAACCCCUACAACUCCCUGGACCUGAGUGUAGUGCAGAGCCCCGAGCACCGCAACCUCUCGCUGGAAGCUGCUGUCAAGAGCUUUGUGCUGCUGAAGAACAUGCGGGGCACACUGCCCCUGCAGGCCCAGGACCUGCCUGGCCAGCACCUUGCGGUUGUGGGUCCCUUUGCUGACAAUCCCCAGGUGCUCUUUGGGGACUAUGCACCAGUGCCAGAGCCUCAGUACAUUUACACUCCCCGGAGGGGGCUGGAGAUGCUGGGGGCCAAUGUCAGCUUCACAGCGGGCUGCAGCGAGCCACAGUGCCAGCGGUACUCGCGGGCAGAGCUGCUGAGGGUCGUGGGGGCAGCUGACAUGGUGCUGGUCUGCCUGGGGACAGGGGUAGAUGUGGAGACAGAGGCGAAAGACCGGAGAGACCUGUCCCUGCCGGGACACCAGCUGGAGCUGCUGCAGGAUGCUGUGCAGGCAGCUGCUGGCCGCCCUGUCAUUCUGCUGCUGUUCAACGCGGGGCCCCUGGACGUGAGCUGGGCACAGGCACAUGACGGUGUGGGGGCCAUCCUGGCCUGCUUCUUCCCUGCCCAGGCCACUGGCUUGGCCAUUGCCAGGGUAUUGCUGGGUGAGGCGGGGACAAGCCCGGCUGGCCGGCUGCCAGCCACUUGGCCUGCAGGCAUGCACCAGGUGCCACCAAUGGAGAACUACACCAUGGAGGGACGGACAUACCGGUAUUAUGGACAGGAGGCCCCACUCUACCCUUUUGGGUAUGGGCUGUCCUACACCACCUUCCGCUAUCGGGACCUGGUGCUGAGCCCCCCAGUGCUGCCUGUCUGUGCCAACCUCUCUGUGUCUGUGGUGCUGGAGAACACGGGGCUGCGGGACAGCGAGGAGGUGGUGCAGCUGUACCUGCGCUGGGAGCAGUCAUCUGUGCCAGUGCCCCGCUGGCAGCUGGUGGCUUUCCGCCGUGUGGCAUUGCUGGCCAGCCGGGAGGCCAAGCUGUCCUUCCAGGUGCUGGCUGAGCAGCGCGCAGUCUGGGCACAGGACUGGCACCUGGAGCCCGGCACCUUCACCCUCUUCGCUGGUGGGCAGCAGCCGGGCCAGAAGACACGGGUGCCCUCGGAGGUGCUGAGUGCACGGUUCAGCGUCACUGGCACGGCCCGACCCUUACGUGCAUGUUAGUGGCAUGGCCAGGCAUGGUGGCCACGGGGUGCUGGCAGAGGGAAGAGAUGUGAGGCACCCCGUGUGCUGUGGGCAGCGUGGUGGUUCUCUGCCCUGCAAUAAAGUGCUGGUGCUCCUGGCAGCUGUGUGGGGCCUCCCCUCCAUCCUCCCGGCACAGCACUGACAUUUCCCAGGAGCAGGACCACGCUGCUCUUGUCCUGCUCAGUGCUUUCACCCUCCUCCCAUGGCUCAUGUCCCACCCCGAGGUGCUGCUGCAGGCCCACAUCCUGCCUGUUGUUAAGAAUAACAUGUUGUUACUGUUACUGUUUGUAAACCCCUUACCUUGUACCCCUGUCCCAGGUUUACUUACCUUGUGCCCCUGUCCCAAAUUACUGUACCCCGUGUUUCUUGUUCCUUGUUCAGCCAGGCCCUGCCCCCUCUCCCGAGUUGCUGUACCCUGUGCUUCUUGUUCGUGUUCAGCCAGGCCCUGCCCCCACUGCUCCUAGACUCCCACAUGGCAACAUUGUAUCCCUGCCCCAAGUUGCUGUACCUUGUUCAGUUGGGCCCUGAGGAGGAGGAUGACAUAAGACUUUUAUGCAAACGAGAGAGACCAGAGACUCAUGGGACGCACCCAGACUGGAAAAAACCCUGAAACAAUGAGCCACACAAAAGGAAAGGAAUAAAAGCAGCACCAUCGAACAAGGAAGACCGAGAGGAGUCCCCUGACUGCCGUCCAGAGGCCGACAUAACCUCGAGGGGACUCGACUGGGAUGACACCCUAGACUACGAGGCCAAGAGAAUGGGUCUUUGCGGGGACUCCUGUGAGGAAGGCAGGCCCAGCUGUGCCCGAGUGACAAAACUGCAUGGAUCCUCCUUUUCUGCGGUGUCCAAGUGGGAGCAGUGGCGGUGUGUCCGACCCCUUGGGCCCCCA